AGCUCUCCAGUAUUAAAAGAGUUUUCGCGAAUUGCGCGUGGUCAAUUGAUACUGCAUUUGAAUAUACAUAAAUUAUCGUCGGCAAAAGAAAAUACGUAUUUCCAACGUAAACACAGCUGAUUUGGGUGAAAAAAAAAAAUCAAACGGAUUUAAGAUUGUGAAUUUUUCAUUAAUUCAAUACAAAAAAAAAGUUCAGUAACAUAAUGAGCGCCUGGAAGAAUAAUCAAGAGAUCGAGAUAUUUCGUGAAUACCUACGUAUACCUAGUGUACAUCCAGACGUGGACUAUACCGCUUGCGUAGACUUCCUGAAAAAGCAAGCAACCGAUUUGGGAUUACCAAUUGCAGUUUAUCACUCCGCCGGUCCAACCAAGCCCGUCGUUGUCAUAACAUGGGUGGGAAAGCAACCAGAGUUGCCGACGAUCGUUUUGAAUUCACACAUGGAUGUAGUGCCCGUGUUUCCCGAGAAAUGGACACAUCCACCAUUUGCUGCCGAUAUCGACGAGGAGGGUCGUAUAUUUGCACGUGGUUCACAGGACAUGAAAUGUGUGGGCAUGCAAUAUCUGGCGGCGAUACGUGCGCUACGUAAGAACGGUGUGACCUUAAAGCGUACAAUUCAUGUGAUUUUCGUGCCGGAUGAGGAAAUUGGUGGUACAGAGGGCAUGCGCGUAUUUGUUAAAUCAAAGGAAUAUAAGAACUUAAAUGUUGGCUUCUCACUGGAUGAGGGCAUAGCAUCGGCGGACGAGACUUUCCCAGUGUAUUAUGCGGAGCGUAGCAUUUGGCAUGUUCACUUCAUAUUUAGCGGCACAGCCGGGCACGGUUCGUUAUUGCAUAAGAAUACCGUUGGUGAGAAACUGCACUUUAUUCUCAAUAAACUGAUGGACUUCCGUCAACACGAAGUGGAACGAUUAGCAAAAGAUAGUUCUCUAACGAUUGGUGAUGUUACAACCAUUAACCUAACCAGUCUCAAUGGUGGUGUGCAAAGUAAUGUGGUGCCACCUACAAUGGAAGCUGUUUUUGAUAUGCGUUUGGCCUUAAAUGUGGAUCAUGAUGAUUUCGAGAAGCAGCUUAACAAGUGGUGCGAGGAAGCUGGUGGUGGUGUUGAAAUCAAAUUUGAACAAAAGCAACCCAAAGUGGAAGCCACAAAAAUUGAUAACUCCAAUCCAUUUUGGUUGGCCUUCAAGCGCGCGACAACGGAGCUUGGCCUGAAAAUCAAACCACUUGUCUUUCCUGGUGGUACCGACAGCCGUUAUAUACGUCAAGUUGGCAUCCCAGCCAUUGGUUUCUCGCCGAUGAACAAUACACCUGUGCUGUUGCACGAUCAUGAUGAGUUUCUACAAGCAGAUGUGUAUUUAAAAGGAAUUGAUUACUAUAAGACAAUUAUUCCAGCUGUUACUAACGCUUAGACUGCGCUUGUUUCUAUUGAAUUUUGUAUAGAAAAUGUAUAAUUUUUAUUAUGAUUUUAGGUGGGAAAUAAAUAUAGAAGAUUUUGCAAUUGGUUUUUAACUAA
Molecule: messenger RNA, 1507 nt
Organism: Ceratitis capitata (Mediterranean fruit fly)
Lineage: Eukaryota; Metazoa; Arthropoda; Insecta; Diptera; Tephritidae
Product: aminoacylase-1
Exons: 7
Coding region: 204-1403 (399 amino acids)
Biological process (GO): amino acid metabolic process
Cellular component (GO): cytoplasm
Molecular function (GO): aminoacylase activity
Source: RefSeq, a predicted model, not a curated record